AUGGCCUCCCAGCUCCCCCCUUACAAGCAGGACUUCCUCAAGGCCGCCAUCUCUGGCGGCGUCCUGAAGUUCGGCUCCUUCGAGCUCAAGUCUAAGCGCAUCUCACCCUACUUCUUCAACGCCGGCGACUUCUACCGCGCCGACCUCCUCCGGGCCAUCUCCGUCGCCUACGCCCACACCGUCAUCGACGCCCGCAAGACCACCGGUCUCGAGUUCGACAUCGUCUUCGGCCCGGCCUACAAGGGCAUUCCCCUCGCGACCUCCACUACCGACAAGCUCGCCGAGCUCGACCCUGAGCACUACGCGCAGACUUGCUACUCCUUCGACCGCAAGGAGGCCAAGGAUCACGGCGAGGGCGGCAACAUCGUUGGUGCGCCUCUCAAGGGCAAGAAGGUCCUGAUCGUUGACGACGUCAUUACUGCUGGCACCGCCAAGCGUGAGGCCAUUGCCAAGAUCCGCAAGGAGGGCGGCGAGGUUGUCGGUAUCGUUGUCGCGCUCGACCGCAUGGAGAAGCUUCCUGCCGCCGACGGUGACGACAGCAAGCCCGGUCCCAGCGCCAUGGGCGAGAUCAAGAAGGAGUACGGCAUCCCCAUCUUUGCCAUCCUCACCCUCGACGACAUUAUCGAGGGUGCCAAGAGCUUCGCCUCCGCCGAGGACAUCAAGCGUACGGAGGAGUACCGUGCCAAGUACAAGGCCACCGACUAG
Molecule: messenger RNA, 705 nt
Organism: Colletotrichum karsti
Lineage: Eukaryota; Fungi; Ascomycota; Sordariomycetes; Glomerellales; Glomerellaceae
Product: orotate phosphoribosyltransferase
Exons: 1
Coding region: 1-705 (234 amino acids)
Biological process (GO): pyrimidine nucleotide biosynthetic process; 'de novo' pyrimidine nucleobase biosynthetic process; pyrimidine ribonucleoside biosynthetic process
Cellular component (GO): cytoplasm
Molecular function (GO): orotate phosphoribosyltransferase activity
Source: RefSeq, a predicted model, not a curated record